Molecule: messenger RNA, 859 nt
Organism: Physcomitrium patens
Lineage: Eukaryota; Viridiplantae; Streptophyta; Bryopsida; Funariales; Funariaceae
Source: RefSeq, a predicted model, not a curated record
GGAAAAGACUGCGUGUCUGAGGAAGGACAACACCAUCCGCACUUGAGAGAGAUGAGGUUGUGGCCUUAAGAACUCGAGGUGUAAUAAUCAUUGAUUGAGCAGCGGCUAUGGCGUGCUUGCAUCAAUCUAUGGCAGCAACCAUGAGCAUGUCCAUGUUUGUCUCCCCAAUUCCUGCCUACUCCCUUCACAGUCAUUCCAUAAGUGCAUCGAAACACUUAGCGUCGGUUUUCUUCUCGCCGUUAUCGCUCGGUAGAGUCCCCAAAUCGGGACACACAGUGAAGGCAUCGCCAUUGCGAGUGAAGGCGCAGCAAUCACCAGAUGCGGAAGUGGAGGACGUCGGAACAGCGGGCGUGGCUGCCAUUGCCGGAGGUUUGGUUGCGAAUCCAGUGGUCACGUGGUCGCUGUACACUCUGAAAACCACUGGGUGUGGAUUGCCGCCGGGUCCCGGAGGCGCUCUUGGAGCCAUUGAAGGUGUGAGCUACCUCGUCAUCGUCGGGACAAUUGGCUGGUCUGCGUACACGAAGGUGAAAACAGGGUCGGGGCUUCCGUCGGGACCGUAUGGGCUUCUGGGUGCGGUGGAAGGGCUAUCCUAUCUCAGUCUCCUCGCCAUUCUAGUUGUGUUUGGCUUGCAGUAUCUCGACCUGGGCUUCAUCCCCGGUCCCGUGCCCAGCGAUAUGUGCUUCGGUACGCCACCGUGAAGGUGUUUGGAUUGACGGCAUUAAUUCUCACGUCGUGUUUUUGCCAAAUCCCUAAAACCAGUUGGUGUGUGCUCUUUGGUCGAUUUCAAAGCUGAAAAUCUAUGUACCAUACGUUGUUGUAGCGCAUUUGUUUUGUAAGUAAACUGUAUUCUUUCCUCGCA